Messenger RNA from Corylus avellana, 537 nucleotides. The record is from RefSeq and is a predicted model, not a curated record. NCBI's taxonomy places the organism in Eukaryota, Viridiplantae, Streptophyta, Magnoliopsida, Fagales, Betulaceae.
AUGUUGCCUGAAGAAGACGAUUUCGGUGACGGGGAGUGGAUUACUCUUUCAACUUUACACCUUACAGUGUCAACCGAUGGUUGGAGGUGUGCAUUAUCGCUGAAGAUCAAUGAGCACAUGCUGAGAAAGGUGGUCUCCGACAUAUCAGUGGAAAUAGAGAAAUAUAAGAAGGAAUUGGAAAACAUUAAUGUUGUGGUGGAAGCUGAAUGCGAAUGCUGUGGGCUGAAAGAGGAGUGCACCCCGGCAUACAUCGGACAAGUUGAAGAAUGUUAUUCGGGAAACUGGGUUUGUGGUCUUUGUUGUGAAGCUGUGAAAGAAAGAAUAGCUCGAGCUCCAAAAGUAGCCAUGGGAGAAGCAGUUGGGUCUCACAGGGAAUUUUGCCAGAAAUUCAACGCUACAACUAGACUCAACCCGAAGCUUUCAUUGACAUGCAUGAUGAGGGAUAUUGCAAAAAGAAGUUGUGAGAAUAGGGAAUCCAACAACUCUUCAAUAACAAAACUUGCUCGAAGCACUAGCUGUUUCCCAGAUAUCAACUAA